Messenger RNA from Nannizzia gypsea CBS 118893, 1095 nucleotides. RefSeq lists its product as hypothetical. The transcript has 2 exons. The coding region runs from base 1 to 1095 and encodes 364 amino acids. The record is from RefSeq and is a predicted model, not a curated record. Lineage: Eukaryota; Fungi; Ascomycota; Eurotiomycetes; Onygenales; Arthrodermataceae.
AUGGCGCACCCACGGCUGGGGAGGGCUUUUGUGCUCGGGUGCACCUCCCAGAGUACAUCUUUAGGUCGAUACAGGGCCUUCUCAAGCUCCGCAAGUCUCUGUAAAGCUCUCGUACCAAAAUUUGCUCCAACCUCUUCCCCCGAGCUCGACGGCUUGUUCCAGAAAUUCCGAGAUAACCUCUUUAUUCCAGCAUGGCUCCCAUAUGAGGACAAAAGAGCUAUGUAUAAGAAGUCGAAGUCACAGGAGCUACUCAACCAUCCCAUAGUCGUCAACGUUGGCUCUGAAGAUGCGGUCGAUAACUACACACUGCGACCAAUGCACAUUGCAGACGCCCCCAGUAACAGCGAAGUCGCCAAAGUCAUCAGGCUGUUAACAACAGAGGAGGACUGGAAGAGUCUCAUUCCAUUUCUAAGCGGACUUCAUGCUUCAAAACGAGAUCUCACCCCACAUACGGCCGAGAUGCUUAUACGGAGAGCCGGCGAGCUUGGAAUGGAAGCACACGUUUUGCAAGCUGUAGCGCAGGCGCGUCGAACAGGCCUGUUCAUGCGCAAUGCUGAUUUCACUCGAGCGCUUCUAUAUGCUAUACGACUGAAGGCAGAAAAGGCUGGCUUUAAGGGACCUGAUGUUCACCUUGCCCUUGGACAGGCAAAGGAGCUAGUCAGGCUACUGAAUUCCCCAGAACACACGCACCCUGUUGCGGAAAAGGAUCCAAAGAGACUUCCUAGUGUUAUUGGAAUGCUGCUCGAGUUGAAAGCUGCUUACGCCAUGGACGCGUUCAAAGGCCGCGACGAGGACCAGGGGGUUCGAUCAUAUGCGAAUAAACUUAUCAGCACGUGGCCAUUGGAGAAGUUUACUGUGCCAUCUGAAUGGCCAACGGCCAACUGGAGACUACGUACCUAUGUGCCUCUGUGGCACGGAAUUGAUCUGGCUUUGCGGGUUGAAGAAAUCAAGGCUCAACCGGAUCUUCGACAAGGUCUCCAAGCUCGAAGGGACGAAUUGGCUAAGGCCAUUGAAAGUUGCCUCCAGACUGUUGACAAACACCGCCAGGAGGUUACCCACACUGUAUCCUGGACGAAGUCACUACUGCAUAAAUAG